AUGGCUUCGAACAAGCGAUUGAAUUCCAAUCAAACAAAACAAUGGCAUAUGUAUGCCAAAAAUUUCGAAGAUGAAUCGGACGAUAAAGAUGAUGAUGUAGACGACGAAGACUCCGAUGAUCCAGAAAUACUUGAUGCUGUGAAAAAUAGUUCUGAUGAAUCAGAAGAUGAAAAAGGUUCAGGUGAUGAAUCCGAUUCAAGUUAUCUUGAAACGGACAGCAUCAGCGAUGAUGAACCACCAAAACGUCGAGUGAAGCGUGGAAAAACAAUAGAAGAAGAAAAGUCAACAGCUAAAAUAUUUACUGCACGAUCCGGACGACAAUGGUC
Didymodactylos carnosus is the source of this 326-nucleotide messenger RNA. NCBI's taxonomy places the organism in Eukaryota, Metazoa, Rotifera, Eurotatoria, Philodinida, Philodinidae. The record is from the annotation of a GenBank genome assembly.